GGCAGUGACCACCGACGCCGCUGAAGGGGUUUGUGCUGACGAGGCGCGUUGGGCGCUGUUUGAUUUGGGACGUAUUUGCUUUGGAAAACACGCAACAGCCCAGCACCAAAGUUCACACUGAAAUUCCACCGGCAGCCUUGGCGGACUCCGUCUCUGCAAGGCCGCUUCUCGGAGCUCAGAGCGUCCGCUCUGCCACCAUGAGCCCCCUGCUGCAGCCACUCGUCGUCUCUCUCCUCCUGACGUCCGCCUGCGCUGGGAGCCCAGGCCUCGGAAAGGGAGACGGGAGCUCCCCGCCGGCGGGUGCCCACUGGGAGCGGCCGCGCAACGGGAGCCUGGGCCCGGGCCUGCUCCCCGCCGACUUCCACAGGGAGAACACGGUCACCAACGACUGGAUGGCGGAGGGGGAGGACGACGACUACCUGGACCUGGAGAAGAUCCUGGGCGAGGACGACGACUACAUCGACAUUGUCGACGCCGUCUCGCCCACGGAUGCGGAGACGAGCGCCGGCAACAUCCUGCAGCUCUUCCAGGGCAAGAGCCGCAUCCAGCGCCUGAACAUCCUCAACGCCAAGUUCGCCUUCCACCUGUACCGGGCCCUGCGGGACCGGGCCGACGGCGCGGACAACAUCUUCCUCGCGCCCGUGGGCAUCUCCACGGCCAUGGGCAUGCUCGCGCUGGGCCUCGGGGGCCGGGCCCGGGCGCAGGUGCUCUCGACGCUGCACUUCCAGGACUUCGUCAACGCGAGCAGCAAGUACGAGGUUGCCACCAUCCACAACCUCUUCCGGAAGCUGACCCACCGCCUCUUCAGGAGGAACUUCGGGUACACGCUGCGGGCCGUCAACGGCCUCUACGUCCAGAGGCAACUCCCAAUCCUGGAUGACUUCAAGACCAAGGUGAGAGAGUAUUACUUCGCGGAGGCCCAGCCGGCCGACUUCUCGGACCCGGCCUUCAUCCUGAAGGCCAACGACCACAUCCUCAAGCUCACCAAGGGCCUCAUCAGGGAGGCGCUGGCCAACACGGACCCAGCCACCCGCGUCAUGAUGCUCAACUGCAUCUACUUCAAAGGCUCCUGGGUGAACCAGUUCCCGGUGGAGAGGACGCACAACCACAACUUCCGGCUGAGCGAGCGCGAGGUGGUCAGGGUGCCCAUGAUGCAGGCGAAGGGGCGCUUCCUCGCGGCCGGCGACCAGGAGCUGGACUGCGACGUCCUGCAGCUGGAGUACGCGGGCGGCAUCAGCAUGCUCAUCGCCGUCCCGCGCAAGCUGGCGGGCAUGAGGGCCCUCGAGGCGCAGCUGGCGCCCCAGGUGGUGGAGCGCUGGCAGAGGAGCAUGACCAACAGAACCAGAGAGGUGUUCCUGCCGAAAUUCAAGCUGGAGAAGAACUACAACCUGGUGGAGGCUCUGAAGUCGAUGGGCAUUACCGCACUGUUUGACGGCAGCGGCGACAUGGCGGCCAUCUCGCCCCAGAAGCUCGCCAUCGAUGUGUUCAAGCACCAGGGCACCAUCACGGUGAACGAAGAGGGCACCCAGGCGGCGGCCGUGACCGCCGUGGGCUUCAUGCCGCUGUCCACCCAGGUCCGAUUCGUCGCCGACCGCCCCUUCCUGUUCCUCGUCUACGAGCAGCGCACCGGCUGUCUGCUCUUCCUGGGGAGGGUCGCCGACCCCACCAAGCCCUGAGGGCGGGGGCCCAGGUGUCUGCAGGGGCCCCGCCGACCGGCCGCUGAGAUUCUGUUUCCCCGGUAAUAACGAGAGUGGAAAUGUUCUGGCAUCGUGACGUUCGAGAUUUAUGCUCCCAAUAUGGAACCGAGGCCCACAGAUGGAAGAACCUGCUAGCGCUCAAGAAGCAGGUAGGAAUCGUUCUGCGUGUAAACAAGGGCGUGAGCUCACGGAAGCUCACGUGACCUGCAGAGCAAGGCGCAGACGGCUCACCACCGGCGCCCCGGGACCCACCCUGCACACCUGCUGCCCUGACUCAAGGCCCUUCUGGGACCGAGCGUCUCUACGCACAGAACGCAGAAAACGAGCUGCGGGAUCACUUCUCAGCCGUCCCGGGGAUGGCACACAACUGGCACCACCCCCGAUGCGCAGAGAAGUGACCUCGUGACAUCCGUGGAUCUUGCCUCUCGACGCCCGAUCUUCCAAAUUGACGCUAAACGCCGCCUGCACCUCCCGUUACCUCGCCACCACCAGAGGACAGCGUGUGCACCCAGCCACGUCCCCACCCUAGAGGUGAUGAAUAAAGCCGCUUUGUGUUUCAGUGA
Choloepus didactylus (southern two-toed sloth) is the source of this 2260-nucleotide messenger RNA. RefSeq names its product serpin family D member 1 (gene SERPIND1). The record is from RefSeq and is a predicted model, not a curated record. The coding region runs from base 198 to 1676 and encodes 492 amino acids. Lineage: Eukaryota; Metazoa; Chordata; Mammalia; Pilosa; Megalonychidae. Gene Ontology annotation, molecular function: serine-type endopeptidase inhibitor activity. The transcript is spliced from 5 exons. Gene Ontology annotation, biological process: blood coagulation; negative regulation of endopeptidase activity.